AUGCGCAGAGCAGCCAGCCGCGCCCACGCCGCGCUACUACCAAAGUUGCAAAGCCGGGAGCGGACCGGUCAGAAAGGUGUAGAUCCCGGCAACCGAAGAAAAGAAAGACCGCUCCGCGUUGGCUGCCCGGACCCGCGAGGAACCUCGCUCGAGUGGGAAGCGGCUCCCGCUGCUCUAAAUCGGCUGAAGUGCUGUGAGUGUCCUCCUGUCCUACCUGGGCUGCGUCCUGACACCGAGUGGACUCCGCCCCCGGAGUCCGAGCAUCCUCCACCUCCCCGGCAUCCUGCAACGGCAUCCUGCAUCGCAGGAGGUAUCCGGCCACCUCCCGCUCCUCGCCGGUUCCUCGCCUGCCCAGGUAAAAACUUUACAUGCCUUAAGAUCCGUCUGGAGAGUCGCCGAUUACAGAGUCACCAGUUCUGUGGGUCCGUCCGCUCCCCCGCCCCCCCCCCAAAGAGCCAAAUCUGUCACAUACUCGUCUUUCACAACCUUGUAGAAGAGGAGGAAACACCCACUCACGGCCUCGUGGGAGCCUUACACGCUUGCAGAUUGCAAUGGCAGGCUAAUUCUUCACUUUGUGGGAGCCUCGCUGAGCCCUGCGCCGCUGCCCUGGUGCUGGCAGAAACGACCCAGGUUCUGUAAGGAUGCUCAGGCUUGACUUGCUCAGGCUCUGCUCACCGCCCCGGGAAUCCCACGCACCUGGUUGCUCCUCCUCCCAGGGCCUGUUGCUUGGCGGUCAGGCUCAGAGUGGACUGUGAGCUUUCAAAAAGGACAAAGAUGGAAGCCACCAACAAUGCAGCCAACCGAAUGAGCAUUGCUUUGUAGUUUGCACAAAGUCAAGCCAAUUAUAUUCCAAUAUUAUGUAAUAACAGCAGCCUGCUAACCUACUGCUUUGUUCUAGGUUAGUCUUGAACGUAAUGCCUGAAACAAAAGGUAGAUGCAUUCUACUUGGGAAUGUGAUUGCAGAGAACAGGGAGGAAGGACGGGGUGGCGUGGAGGGUGUUGAAUCUGGGCACAUAGCAAAGAAAAGCCAAUGAAAGCAAGGUAGCAUUGUCAAGAGUUCACUGUUGUUAAUGCUGUGUAAGGCAGGAGCAUAUCACGAUUCUUAAUAAAUUUUGUCUCACAAAUGUCUUUCUGAUAGACAAGAGAGAGAAGCAUUUGUCUGUCAGCAGCCAUCUCUGUGUUGAGGAUUGCUCCCUUGAGAUGCCAACUCUGCCAUCCCUCGAUUUGGUACCACAGCAUCAGAGAAGCCUUGGGUUAGGAGCUGGAUGCUUGGAACGAUGCUUGAAGCACUGUUAACAAAGAACAGGGUCCGACUUUCCAGAACUGUAACCUGAAUCCAAAGUUGUAAAGGCCUGAGCAGUAAGAGGCCUGUCAUAGCCUGCGCAAUAAUACACUUUUAGGCCUGAAUAAACCUGUUCCCACUUCUUCCUUCAA
Molecule: messenger RNA, 1434 nt
Organism: Peromyscus leucopus (white-footed mouse)
Lineage: Eukaryota; Metazoa; Chordata; Mammalia; Rodentia; Cricetidae
Exons: 2
Coding region: 1-639 (212 amino acids)
Source: RefSeq, a predicted model, not a curated record